Messenger RNA from Erpetoichthys calabaricus (reedfish), 2101 nucleotides. Its product is annotated as histamine H3 receptor-like. The transcript is spliced from 3 exons. Gene Ontology annotation, cellular component: membrane. Gene Ontology annotation, biological process: adenylate cyclase-activating adrenergic receptor signaling pathway. Bases 364 to 1665 code for a protein of 433 amino acids. Lineage: Eukaryota; Metazoa; Chordata; Cladistia; Polypteriformes; Polypteridae. Gene Ontology annotation, molecular function: histamine receptor activity. The record is from RefSeq and is a predicted model, not a curated record.
AUGCAUCAAGGUUAAAAGUGAAGGACCGACAGAAGGAGGCGGCCAGCUGCUGCAGUCGCUCAAUAACGGUGAACUUGAAUGAGGGGGUUUGAAUGAAUUAGAGACAAGGCGUCAAAUCGCCAGCAUCUCCUUCUCACAGAUGCGCUCUUCGCAGUAAAAACUAUCCGCCUGCCUUAGCUGGCUCUGAUGAUCUCGCUCUGUAAAUAAAUAUGAGAAAUGUAUCAGUGCAGUAGCUGAAGCUGAGGUGUAGUCUACGAAAACCUGGCGACGAGCUGUGAUGCGACGUCUGAGCGCAGAAAGUCUGUCGCUGUCAACUGAGCCGCUGACCAAAUCGCUUCAAGGCAAAACUCCAUAGGCUAAAUUAUGGACACGUCCAUGGAAUACGAUGUGAACAAAUCGGAGUCGAUCGGAAGAAAGGAGCACCUGUUCAAAGCGCCAUACCCGACGCUGUGGACCGCCGUGCUAACCUUCCUUAUCGCCCUGCUGGUGGUGGCCACCGUCUUUGGAAACGCGCUGGUCAUGCUGGCGUUUGUCGUGGACAAGAGCCUCAGGACACAGAACAACUUUUUCCUCCUAAAUCUGGCAAUUUCCGAUUUCUUAGUUGGUGCAUUCUGCAUCCCCCUCUACACCCCUUAUGUGCUGACCGGGCGAUGGACUCUCGGCAGAACGCUCUGCAAACUCUGGCUGGUGAUGGAUUAUCUGCUUUGCACCUCAUCCGUUUUCAACAUUGUGUUGAUCAGUUAUGACCGAUUCCUCUCUGUCACCCAAGCUGUUGCUUACAGAGCCCAACAAGGGAAAAUAUGUCAAGCUGUUGGCAAAAUGGUUCUAGUCUGGGUGUUGGCAUUCCUGCUGUAUGGCCCUGCCAUAAUGACAUGGGAGUAUAUUGCUGGGGUCAGCACUGUUGAAAAUGAAGAAUGCUAUGCAGGGUUUUAUUAUAACUGGCAUUUUCUAAUGACGGCAUCAACUGUGGAGUUCUUCACUCCUUUUGUAAGUGUAACCUUCUUUAAUUUGAGCAUAUACCUGAAUAUCCGAAGGCGCACUAAACCUCGAAGCGAAGGGAUUAAAGAGAUGUGGGUCAAAGCCAAGGCAGGUGGGCAAAAGGGGAAGGCCUUGCACCACCUUUUUUUCUUCAAAUUGCAAAAUCCUGAAGAUUCCAAAACAAAAGAAAAGAAGAUGACCCAAAAAAAGUCUCAUGCAAUGACAACAAAGGUUGAGAUCCAGCAUGGCAAUUCAGAGUCUGCGGAUUUGAUCAGACCCCUUGGCGAGGGUCCUUCAGACAAGCCCGAUGGCGCUAACUGCAAUGAUAUUCAAUCCCAAAGCAUACUUCCUUUAGAUGGACAUAUAAGAGUAAUUUCCAAUAAUUCUUCUCACAGGUUCAGGCUUCUCAGAGACAAAAAGGUGGCCAAGUCUCUUGCUAUCAUUGUCUGUACCUUUGGGGUUUGCUGGGCACCUUACACCUUGCUGAUGAUUAUCCGGGCAGCUUGUAAUGACACUUGUGUAUCCAAGGACUGGUAUGAGGUAACCUUCUGGCUUCUUUGGAUUAACUCAGCCAUUAAUCCUGUUCUUUAUCCUUUGUGUCAUAAUAGUUUUAGAAAGGCAUUUGUAAAGAUUCUCUGCCAGAAAAAAUUCAAGAUCAAGCCUCAGAUGAGUUUGAAAUAUACGUAAGUGAACAUAAUAAUCUAUUUAAAAAGAGUCAUGAAUCAUUCCUGUCAAAGAAUCUUGUCUUCAUCAUCUUGUGGCUUUGAGCAUCAGAUGUUACCAAAAAAGAGGUGACCCAAGUAGUAAAAAUAUAAAAACAAUAUCCAAGGUGAAUAGCAGACAUACAGUAUACAGACUAUUCCAUUUCAUCAGGAAAACAACAUCUAUUAUUUUCUCAAUGUGAACUUCAGAGAGAUGGGUGUUUGGAUUAACCGCUUUCUCAGAUGGAUUGAAAUUAUCAUCAAGUUCCUCUUUUUAAUGCUGUUAUUACUGAAAUUGUCUUUUUGUCCUUCAGCUUCUGCAAACAUCCCUGCCUCCUACCACUGUGGCAUCACACUUAUCUCACACAUGUGCAUUUUUGAAAUAACUGUUCCAAUGUGCCCAUGAUGAGCAAAGAUUAUGG